AUGCACCUCGUGCCCAAGGAGCUCGACAAGCUCGUCAUCUCGCAGCUGGGCUUCCUCGCCCAAAAGAGGCUCGCCAGAGGCGUCAGGCUCAACCACUCGGAAGCAACAGCCCUCAUCGCCAGCAACCUUCAAGAGCUCAUCCGCGAUGGCAACCACUCCGUCGCCGACCUCAUGGCCCUCGGAGCCACCAUGCUCGGCCGCCGCCACGUCCUGCCCUCGGUCUGCACCACCCUGUGCGAGAUCAUGGUCGAGGGAACCUUUCCCAUGGGCACCUAUCUCGUCACCGUCCACAACCCCAUCAGCACCGACGACGGCGACCUGCGCCGCGCCCUCUACGGCAGCUUCCUCCCCAUCCCGGACAACGAGGCCUUUCCCCUGCCCCCGGACGCCGAUUAUCUCCCCGCCAAGCGACCCGGCGCCGUCGUGGCCGUCAGGGGCAGCAUCCCCAUCAACGGGGACCACCACCGCAGCCGGCGCCGGCGCCGCAUCCGUCUGCGCGUGACGAGCAAGGGAGAUCGUCCCGUCCAGGUCGGGUCGCACUAUCACUUCAUCGAGACGAACCCGCAGCUCGAGUUUGACCGCGCCCGCGCCUACGGCUUCCGCCUCGAUAUUGCCGCCGGCACGUCGGUGCGCUUCGAGCCCGGCGACACAAAGACGGUGACGCUCGUCGAGAUUGGCGGCGCCCGCGUCAUCCGUGGCGGCAACGGCCUUGCCUCGGGCCCCGUUGAACCCCCGCGCCUCGACGACAUCCUCGCGCGCCUCGUCGCCGCCGGCUUCGCCCACCGGCCCGAGGACCCCAGGGGCGACGCCGCGCACAUCGACGUCUUCCUAAUAGACCGUGCCGCUUACGCAACCAUGUUCGGCCCCACGACGGGCGACCUGGUGCGCCUGGCCAACACGGACCUCUGGAUCCGCGUCGAGCGCGACAUGACGACCUACGGCGACGAGUGCAAGUUUGGCGGCGGCAAGACGCUGCGCGAGGGCAUGGGCCAGGCGACGGGCCGCGCCGACGCCGACUCGCUCGACCUCGUCGUCACAAACGCCCUCAUUGUCGACUGGACGGGCAUCUACAAGGCCGACAUUGGCGUCAGGGACGGCCUCAUUGUCGGCAUCGGCAAGGCCGGCAGCCCGGACGUCAUGGACGGCGUCACCCCCGGCAUGGUCGUCGGCAGCUGCACCGACGUCGUCGCCGGCGAGGGCAAGAUCGUCACGGCCGGCGGCAUCGACACGCACAUUCACUGCAUCUGUCCGCAGCAGGCGCUCGAAUCGCUGGCCUCGGGCAUCACCACCAUGCUGGGGGGCGGAACGGGGCCAAGCGCCGGCUCAAACGCGACAACGUGCACCCCCGGCAAGCACUUCAUCCGCUCCAUGCUGCAGGCGGCCGACACGCUGCCCGUCAACGUGGGCAUCACGGGUAAGGGCUGCGACUCGUCGCCCCUGGCGCUGCGGGAGCAGAUCGAGGCGGGUGCGUGCGGGCUCAAGGUGCACGAGGAUUGGGGCGCGACGCCGGCGGCCAUUGACGCGUGCCUGAGCGUGUGCGACGAGCUCGACGUGCAGUGCUGCCUGCACACCGACACGCUCAACGAGAGUGGCUUCGUCGAGAGCACGCUGGCGGCCAUUGGCGGGCGGACGGUGCACACGUACCACACCGAGGGCGCGGGCGGCGGGCACGCGCCCGACAUCAUCUCCGUCGUGGCGCACGCCAACGUGCUGCCGGCGUCGACGAACCCGACGCGGCCCUACACGCGCAACACGCUCGACGAGCACCUCGACAUGCUCAUGGUGUGCCACCACCUGUCGCGCAACAUCCCCGAGGACGUGGCCUUUGCCGAGAGCCGCAUCCGCGCCGAGACGAUUGCCGCCGAGGACGUGCUGCAGGACCUGGGCGCCAUCAGCAUCAUGAGCUCCGACUCGCAAGCCAUGGGCCGCUGCGGCGAGGUCAUCCUGCGCACGUGGAACACGGCGCACAAGAACAAGAUCCAGCGCGGGCCGCUCGAGGGCGACGACGACACCUCGGGCUCCGACAACUUCCGCGUCCGGCGCUACGUCAGCAAGUACACCAUCAACCCGGCCCUGGCUCAGGGCUUUGCCCAUGUGGUCGGCAGUGUCGAGGUGGGCAAGCUGGCGGACCUGGUGGUGUGGGAUCCGGCGUGGUUCGGCACCAAGCCCUCGCUGGUCCUCAAGGGCGGCUUCAUUGCCUGGGCGCAAAUGGGCGACCCCAACGCCUCCAUCCCCACCGUCGAGCCCAUCAUCGGGCGCCCCAUGUUCGCCGCCCACGUGCCCUCGUCCAAGGUCCUCUUCGUCAGCCAGGCCGCCGUCGCCGCGGGCAUCCCCGCCGCCUACGCCCUGCGCAGCCGCGUCGAGCCCGUCCGCGGCUGCCGCGCCGUCUCCAAGCGCGACAUGCGCCUCAACGACGCCAUGCCCGCCAUCAAGGUUGACCCGGAGUCCUACUCGGUCCGCGCCGACGGCGAGCUCUGCACCGCCGCGCCCGCCGAGACGCUGCCCCUCUCCCAGGCCUACUACGUCUAUUGA
Messenger RNA from Hirsutella rhossiliensis, 2532 nucleotides. Its product is annotated as amidohydrolase family domain-containing protein. The coding region runs from base 1 to 2532 and encodes 843 amino acids. Gene Ontology annotation, molecular function: urease activity; nickel cation binding. The transcript is spliced from 5 exons. The record is from RefSeq and is a predicted model, not a curated record. Gene Ontology annotation, cellular component: urease complex. Gene Ontology annotation, biological process: urea catabolic process. Lineage: Eukaryota; Fungi; Ascomycota; Sordariomycetes; Hypocreales; Ophiocordycipitaceae.